CGCGAUAUAUCUGUCAUCUGUCCAUUGUAAUUGUAGUUUAUGUAUAUUUUUAUGAACAAUAUUUUAAGUCUCAUAAUAGUUUAAUUAAUUUGUAGUUAUCAAGAUAUAAUUAUACCUGUGGAUAAGCAUAUUAUUAAUAUAGAUACCAGAUGGGUGUCAAGGGUUUAGCAACUUUUAUCAAUAGAAGAUCUAAAAAAAGUAUGGAGUCUUAUAAAUUACAUGAUACAAAGGUUAUAUUGGAUGGUAGUUCCGUUUUAUGCCAAUUAUAUUACAAUCAUACUAUUUCAAAAAAUGGUUGUUUUGGUGGAGAUUAUGAUAAAUAUGGUAAUGCAGUUUACAAAUUCUUUAACAUGCUGUUCCAAUGUAAAAUAACUCCAUAUAUAAUACUAGAUGGAGGUUAUGAAAGUCGAAAAAUAGAUUACACAUUACGAAUGCUUGAAAAGAGAAUAGUUACAGCCGAAAAUUUAAUUCCUACAACUGAUGGAAGGCAUGAACCCAACCCUAUUUUUCUUGAAGAAGCGUUUGUUGGUAUAGCUCGUAAGUUAGGAAUUAAGUUAAUAAGAUGUUAUUUUGAAGGUGAUAAAGAAACUGCUAACAUUGCAAAGGCUUUAAAAUGCCCUGUAAUCAGUAAUGACUCAGAUUUUUAUAUUUUUGAUGUGCCUUAUAUACCAUUUUCAACAAUUAAAUUUAGUGUUCAGUCAGUUUCAUCAUUAAAUACGGAUACAAAAGAAUUCAUCCAGUAUAAAUAUCUUCGCUGUGAAAUUUAUAGAACAGACAAAUUUUUAGAAUGUGCAGGUGGAAUGAGCAAGGAAAUUUUGCCAUUGUUUGCUGCUUUAGUGGGUAAUGAUUUUAUAGAUGGUAUUAACAUAUUAAAGCUUAAUAUGCACUUGAAAUAUAAUAAUAAUAACCUCCAUGAAAGAAUUGAAGCCAUAAUUGAAUGGUUACAGAGAGAAACAAAAAAUAGUGCAAUUGAAAAAGUAUUACAUACUUACAAACAAGAUGAACGUGAUUUCAUAAAUAAAAAAAUUGAAGAUGCUAUUAUUGGUUACACAUUUAAAAACAGUCAAUAUUUAAAGUAUUUUGAUGAUGGGACAAAAACUGAUGAAUUGGAAAAUGAUUAUGAAGAAAAUAAAUUCAAUGAUUUUGAAAAGUUAUUACAUACUUUUCCUAAACUUUUCUUAGAGAAAUUUAGGAAAAGUUUGUAUCCUACCAGAUUUAUGGAUAUUUUGACACAUAACAAGUACUAUAAGUUUAAAGCACAAAUUGAAGUAAAAGAAUAUGAAGAUGCUCAUGCAAUAAGUUAUGAAAUUAUGUCUGCUAUUCAUAAAAUAUUAACAAGUUCUACAGAAAAUUUGAUUUGUGUUGUAAGAAAUCAAAGUGAUAUAAAGGAGAUGAAACUACCUAUAUGCCAUAUUGACCUCCCGAAUUUAACAGAAAUUCAAACAACCAAACUGAGAGAGAGACAGUCAUUGGUAUUUCUUAUUUUAAAUAUAGAUGUAAACUUUUCCAUAAAGUGUUUACACCAUUUUCCAGAAUCUUGGCAUUUAUUUAUCCUUACUUUAAAAUAUAUGAGAAAUAAGUCUGUUAUGUCUUGGUAUAUUUUAUAUUCAAUUAUUAUUUGCAAAAUAGUAAUUGAUUAUAUAGAUUCUAAGAUUGGUUUUUUCCGAUCUGAGGCCCUAUUUAAUGAGGAAUUUUCUAGUAAAAUAAAAGAUAUAAUGUCAAACAAAAAACCAUUGCAAUUAAAAAAUUCAAAACAAUUAAAAGAUGCCUUAGAUGAUAUAACUUUUGAAGAUGCAGUCAUUUUUAUGAACAGAAUUCAAGUGUAUUUUGAGUUUAAUAGACAAUUAGAGAGGAAUGUAAAAAUGUUUGAUAGAAAAUUAAUGCAUUCACUGUCACAAUUUCAAAGUUGUUUUCUUCAUAUAAAGAACCUUAAUGAGUUACUUAAUAUGCCUUUUGAGGAUUUCCUGAUAACAGAAUGUUUUAAUGGUACUUUUGUUUAUAAUUUAAGUUAUAGCAUGCUCAGGAGAGACAAUCUAGAUGAAGUUAAAGAUUUAUUUCGUGAUGCACCAUCAAUAUUAAAUACUUUUGAAAUCAUUAUUCACCUAAUCAAAGAAUGUGAUGAAAGCAGUUAAAUAAAAUUAAACUAAAUAGCAUGUUUAUGUUAUUUUUUAAGAAUAAAAUUGUUAUUUUUUAGAAAACCA
Messenger RNA from Diabrotica virgifera virgifera (western corn rootworm), 2201 nucleotides. RefSeq names its product protein asteroid-like. Gene Ontology annotation, molecular function: nuclease activity. NCBI's taxonomy places the organism in Eukaryota, Metazoa, Arthropoda, Insecta, Coleoptera, Chrysomelidae. The coding region runs from base 150 to 2132 and encodes 660 amino acids. The record is from RefSeq and is a predicted model, not a curated record. The transcript is spliced from 2 exons.